Prionailurus viverrinus (fishing cat) is the source of this 699-nucleotide messenger RNA. RefSeq names its product mitochondrial ribosomal protein L27 (gene MRPL27). The record is from RefSeq and is a predicted model, not a curated record. Lineage: Eukaryota; Metazoa; Chordata; Mammalia; Carnivora; Felidae. Gene Ontology annotation, biological process: translation. Gene Ontology annotation, cellular component: ribosome; mitochondrial large ribosomal subunit. Bases 61 to 507 code for a protein of 148 amino acids. Gene Ontology annotation, molecular function: structural constituent of ribosome. The transcript has 4 exons.
AAGUAGAUCGCCCGGUAGCGGAAGCAGGUCUCUGAGACCGGAAGCGAAUGUACGGCAAAUAUGGCGUCGGCGGCGCUGGCGCUGAGGACGCGGGCGGCCGUUACAACCCUGCUGGGCCCCCCUCAGACUGCGUCUCUUGCUGUCAGAUAUGCAUCCAAGAAGACAGGCGGCAGCUCCAAAAACCUGGGUGGAAAGUCACCAGGCAAACGCUUUGGCCUCAAGAAAAUGGAGGAUCACUACGUUCAUGCCGGCAACAUCCUUGCGACUCAGCGCCACUUCCGUUGGCACCCGGGCGCCCAUGUGGGGCUGGGGAAGAAGAAGUACCUCUAUGCCCUGGAGGAGGGGAUAGUCCGCUACACUAAGGAGGUCUAUGUGCCCAGUCCCAGCAACGCGGAGGCUGUGGACCUGGUCACCAGGCUGCCCAAGGGUGCUGUGCUCUAUAAGACUUUUGUCCAUGUGGUUCCUACCAAGCCUGAGGGCACCUUCAAACUGGUGGCUAUGCUUUGAACUCCUGGCGAGGCCGCCGGACAGAGACUGGAGCCCAGGUGACAGGAGAGGAUGGCAGCAGCAGAAGUCAAGUGUUGGCACGACAAGGUCUGCUGAGGACGUCUGUUUGGUGGUGAUUGCAGAAGACUCUGAAGUGACUGGCUCUUGGGAGACCUGACCUGGGGCCAGAAAUAAAGUGCGCUGGAGUCAUGA